AUGGCCGGCACGGCCUACCCUCGGCCCCUCCGCGGACAGUCCUUCUACCUGGACCUGCCGAGCGGCCGCAGCGCCCGAGAGCUGGUGGAGGCCAUCGGGCGGCUCGGUGGGGUGACAGAAAGCUUCCUCAGCAAAGAAAUCACCUGUGUGGUGUCCAGCAACAGAGAGGCCAAGCGGGGCCAGGCCAGGACUUGGGAGGAGAAGCAGAGCAGCCCAACUGCAGAAGGCACAAAGACCACGAGCUCAGUGCCUGCUGCCCCCAAAGGGAACUCAACCAGACCUCGCCAGAAGCCACCAUACACUGCACUGCUGAGCCGGGGGAAGGAGCUGCUGCACAAGGCCAUGAAGAACCAGGACACCUGCAGUGGCAGCAGCAUCCUCGCCAACGCUCGCCUGUGGGGAGUCCAGAUCCUGCAUGUGGAUGAAAUGUUGUCCUAUGCCCAGCAGCUGCUGCGAGCCAUCUCAGGAGCAAGGAAGCAGUGCCAGAAGACAGAGGUGAAAUGCCCUGCCUCCAGAUCCAAAAUUCAUAAAGGAAAACUGAAGCCCCCUUUUCUGAAAGUUGAAGACCAGAGCAGGCAAUUCCGGCCCUUCCAUCACCAGUUCCAAAGCUUUCCUGACCUCAACUUCUUGGCACCCAAAAGCUCCAGCCCAUUUGAGCCUCUGAAAAGCCUCUCCAAUUCCUGCCAAGCCAGGGGUGCUGAGGGCUGUGCCCUGCACAGUGCCAUGGGGAAGAGUCCCCGCUCCACACACAUCACCGUGCCCAGGAAAAGGAGAGGGUUUUGUGAGUGCUGCCAAGAGACCUUUGAAGAGCUGCAGAAGCAUCUCCAGAGCCCCCAGCACCAGCGCUUUGCCCGGGACAGCUCCCAGUACAUCCCUGUGGAUCGUGUCAUCUCCCAGCUCACCAGCAGCUUUGAGGAGUGGUCAGCCAGGGUGCCCUGGUCUUGCCUGGCAGAUGAACAUGUAGUGCCUCAAGCACACAGCACUGGAGGAAUCAAGCUGCUGCCAGCAGGGCUGGGAAAGGAAGGGGAGCAGCCUGAGCAGAAUGCUGUGGAACUGGGAAAAGAUACAGAGCUGGAUCAUAGCCUGAAAACCAAGGGAUGUUCCCCCUUCCUGCCCAGGGACAGGGUCAGAGAUCCCAGAGGAGGAGGGAGCUUGUCAAAGCACAGCUCCGUGCAGCUGCCCAGGGGAGCAGGGCUCAGCAGAGGGAUCUGUGCUGCCCAUGGCACCGUGGGGGAGCCUGGGCUAGGGGCUUCAGAUUUAGGCUUGGCUCCUGAGCUGGGCCAGGGGCCUCGUGCAACACCCACUCCUGUCAGGGAGGCAAUGGCUUCUUCAUUUGAACCUCAUGCACAGCCUGGGUCUGUCAGCCACCCUCCCCAAGCACAGCCUGCCUCCAGGAAGCGCCAGCUGUGCUCUGGACAGAGCUCCCAGGUGGGAAAGAGGCCAAGGCUGGAGCUGAGUUUUGGCCUCUCCCCUGUGGGUGAGCAGACGGAGCUGCUGGGUGGUGGGAUGGGGGCACAGGGUGCAGGGCAGGUGUCUGAGCCAGGCCUGCCCCUGGGCACAGAGAUCUCCAACAGCCCUCACAGAUCCCUUGCAUUGGCUCUGUGCCUGUGUGAGAACCCUGGAGACCCUGUAUGCCAGCCGGGAUCCCUGGAAGCUGUGGCUGCAGGUUUUAAUGCUGGGGUUGUCACCAGCAGCGAGCAUGGCUGGAGCAGGGACAGAUCCAAAGGGAAGCAGCGAGGAGGGGACAGUGACAGCACACCUAGGAAUGGGAACCCACCUGGUCUGGAGAGCACAGCCAGCAGGACCAGCUGCCCUGCUGGCUGCCUGCCCUCUGCCUCACUGCCUGGGGCUGAAGCCAGAUGUUGCUGUGCACUCUGUGUCAGGGCAGCAGAAGAAGCAGCCCCUGGAGCUCCUGCCAUCUCCAGGCAGGGCACAGAGCAGGCACAGAGCCUCCUCCCGCCUGCUCCCCAGAGCCCAGAGGCUGCUCACAGCUUCAGCAGGAGGAGCUCCUUGGAGUCAGACUGGGAUGUGCAGCUGCUCCCCAGCCAUGCAGGUGUCCAGGGCCACAGGAUUCCAGCUGUGGACAGGAGCUUGCUCCAGCAGACACACAUCACUGUGAGGGACAGCGGGUACGAGUCUCAGCUCUGCUUAGUGCUGAAGGAAUCAGAGCUGGCCUGGGCAGGCCAAGAGGACAAGAACUGCAGGAAAUGCUGCACAGAUAACAGAGGAGCCUCUUUGCCCAUAUUUGGGACAUUGUUUGGCAGCUAAAACCACCUCGAGGCUGCUCUCUGGAGCUUUGGUGGGAGCUGAGAAGGGGCUGGGA
Cinclus cinclus is the source of this 2323-nucleotide messenger RNA. It is a transcript of the gene DBF4B, whose product is annotated as DBF4B-CDC7 kinase regulatory subunit. Gene Ontology annotation, cellular component: nucleus; Dbf4-dependent protein kinase complex. The transcript has 11 exons. Lineage: Eukaryota; Metazoa; Chordata; Aves; Passeriformes; Cinclidae. Gene Ontology annotation, molecular function: zinc ion binding; nucleic acid binding; protein serine/threonine kinase activator activity. Gene Ontology annotation, biological process: positive regulation of nuclear cell cycle DNA replication; regulation of cell cycle phase transition. The record is from RefSeq and is a predicted model, not a curated record. Bases 1 to 2268 code for a protein of 755 amino acids.